Molecule: messenger RNA, 1365 nt
Organism: Guillardia theta CCMP2712
Lineage: Eukaryota; Cryptophyceae; Pyrenomonadales; Geminigeraceae
Exons: 15
Coding region: 1-1365 (454 amino acids)
Cellular component (GO): nucleus; cytoplasm
Molecular function (GO): protein binding
Source: RefSeq, a predicted model, not a curated record
AUGCUUCUUUCUCCUGUUCCUGAUGUCUCCUACUUCUUGCUCCUGUUCCUGAUGUUGUUCGGUACCUCAAGGUAUCAACGUGCCAAGACGCUAGCGGAGAAAGAGAGCGAAGCUUGUCUCAGUUGCCUGGCGAAGAUAGAUGACUUGAUCUAUCGCAAGACCGGAGAAGUGAUGCCGCAGCCGGACCGAGGCGUCAAGCGAAGCUUGCUAGCCGUUGACAACGGAAAUGGGUUCGCGUCAGUCAAGCGCAUGUCGUUGGAUCAACCGGCUGCUUCAGAAGUCUCCUCCCCCUUCCCGAGAACUCCAGCUGCUCCUAAGGUACCGAAGUCAUCAGCGCUAGAAAAGCAGUCUCCUCAGUCUGCAGCGCGGGAGAAGCGACGACAGAAGGAGCUCAAGUCAGAGUUGGAGAGCAAACUUCACACUGCGGCCAAGACAAACGAUGUUAAUCUUGCAAGAGAAUGCCUGGAGGGUGGAGCAGACGUGAACAAGAGGGAGGGAGGAUGGACCCCCCUACACUUCGCUGCGAGCAAGAACAGCCCUGAUGUUGGGAGGUGCGAGGACGCGGAGGUGAGGGUGACGAGGCGGCAGGUUGCUCAGCUUCUCGUGGAGAGUCGGGCAGACAUAAACGCGUUUGGCACCAAGGACGGCUGGACUGCCUUGGUCUGGGCCUGCAGCAUGAACUCAGUUGGAGUAGCGAAGAUCUUGAUCGCGGGAGGAGCAGACGUGAACCUGCCGGGCUCGAAGGAUGGUUCCACCCCCCUCGGUUGGUGCGCAUUCAAGGAGAGCGUGGAGGUCGGGGAGCUUCUCCUGGAAGCUGGAGUCGACGUGGCUGGAUCUGGGACCAAGGAUGGCAACACUGCCUUGCACUGGGCCAGCCAUAGGAAUGCUUGCGGGAUGGCGAGACUGCUCUUGAAACAUGGCGCCUCCGUCAACUGCAACAACUUCCUCGGCAAGACUCCCCUGACGCUUGAGACCGCCGGAGCCGAAGUUUUGAAAAUCUUACAGGGUCAUGACCCAGGGCCCGACAUGGACCCGGAGAGACUCUGGAAGGAUCAGAGUGGAGGGGAGAAUGCGGACAGCGAUGACGACGACGACGACGACGUGAAGCGAGCGGGGGAUGCGGGUGAGGAGCUGACUCUACCGCAGGAUGACAAAUCAUCGGACUCAUCCGAAGACUCAGAAGCUGAUGGAGGGGAGGCUGCUGCUCCUGCUGCCUCCGCUGCUCCUGCCGCUGCUCCCUCCUCCGCUGCUCCUGCUGCCAGCUCAGCCUCUCUAGAGACGGCCAACGGGCCAUCGCAGGGUAAUGGGGAGAGAAGCCCAGCGGCAAGCGACGACUCAGACGACUCAGACGACUCGGAUGACUGA